Peronospora matthiolae is the source of this 1254-nucleotide messenger RNA. Lineage: Eukaryota; Oomycota; Peronosporomycetes; Peronosporales; Peronosporaceae. The record is from the annotation of a GenBank genome assembly.
AUGCGAUGCGCGAGCAAGGCCGCCGAGAGCGCGUCCGCACGUCUCUGUGCGGACGCCGAAGCAGAAACUACAGCAACUGAUGUCUCAUCAGUUGCUGAAGCGACCCAGCCUGUGUCACUUGGUGAUGCAGGCGCUGGUCAUGAAGACACUCGUGUCUUCACAGAGUACGAGCUCGGUGUCUCGUACUCUCCUGAUACGGAUGAAGGAACCGUAUCGACGGCGAUUGAAUCUAAGACGCCUGCCAAGCGUGGCAUGGAUGAUGCUACACGUCGUAGCAUCUUUGACUCGGGCGCUGGUUUCGGUUCUCCUGUUGACACCACUUCACAGCGAGGUGCCAGUACUUCUGUCGGCACGUCGCAGGAAGAGCAGGACCGCAAUGUGUUGCGUCUCGCUCGUGAGAAGAAGGCAUGGAUGCCUCCUAAAUCAGUCAUGGAUCACUUGUCGGCGACGACGAGUGAUCGUUAUCGAACACGAUUGUUCGAUUCGUCAAGGAUCCAUCACCUUGACCCCAGCGCGAAAAACUAUCGCGCUGAGAAUGAAUUCUUCAUCGAUGCUUUCUUUAGACAUCGAUGGUACAGUGGGAAUCACAAACGUGAUGGUCCCUCACUACUUCAGGCGUGGAACGCCUACAUCCAUAACCUCGAGGAUGUAGGUCGUGACGCUUGGAACGACAAACUUAUCAAAGCUCGUGAUAAGUUUGAAAAGCGAACCCCGACAGGUGCACGCUUCAAGCUGCAUCGUCUGUCAAGGGAGAAAGGAUUACCCUGCCUCUCUUUGGGAGACUCGUCCCCAUGUUGUGUGAACAACUCUGCACGAGCACCUAAGGAGGUUUACCUCCUUACCAGCCCGUGGUGGCGCGUACGUAUCUCUACUGAGAUGUACGAAGGGAUUGACAACCUGAAAUCCCUAUAUGACCGUGCCGGGAAGACUUUCUCCGGCGGUCUUUCUGCGGCACAGGAUGUGCCGCGUCGUACUGCUCAACCAGACCCAGUACGUCAACCAUCAGUUGGGAGCGAGGCUCCCAAGUAUCCCAGGACGGGGGAUAGCCGCGCCACCGGACGAGGUAACUCGUCCGACGUCCGUUCACGUCGCGGUGGUUCAACAGCUGCUCAACUAGAUAGCGCUGGCCACCGCGAGAGUCCUCUAAUGGAGGUGGAGGAGGAGGAAAGACGCUCUCCACACGAUCAUGUGGAUCGGUGUGUUCCUGAGAGCUUCUUUGAUCGCGUAACGCAAGGGUUACGCGACGAUCUCUAA